UGUGGAAAUGCAAGAAAAGGAAUUGGAGAGUAAAAGAGAUAUCUAUUUCAUUAGAAAAUAUUGGAUCACUAGAAAAAAGGGCAGAUAAAUAUAAAUAAAGAAAAGAGAGAAGAAUUCAAGAUUUAGAAAAGGAAGCCAAAAGAAAGAAGAGGGAAAGAAAAUUGAAAACAAGAGAAUAAUUGAAUAAAUAAAUGUAAGAAAAAGAAGUCUAAAAGCAAAGAGAAAAAUUCAAGGAUCAAGAAUAAGUUAAUAAAUUGGAAUAUGUUAGGCUACUUUAUGGAAAGAAGAUACUAAAAAUUAUUUUCAAUUUGAAAAAGAUAGAGAUAUUGAAAAAAAGAAAAUCUAUAAUGAAUAUUUAGAUACAUUACUUGAAAAAAUGAAAUAAAAAUCUUAAACAAAAAAAGGAAUGAUGGAUGAAAUGCUUAGACAUAAAUAUAUGGUAAGUAAGAAUAUCUUGUCAGAAUUAGAUUAAAUGAGACAAACGGUUUAAUGA
Messenger RNA from Paramecium pentaurelia, 493 nucleotides. NCBI's taxonomy places the organism in Eukaryota, Ciliophora, Oligohymenophorea, Peniculida, Parameciidae. The record is from the annotation of a GenBank genome assembly.